CCAGGAAAGCGCAUCAGACAGCAGCCGUCCAUGUGUUGCGCGCUCCAGUGUGCUUGGAAUUGCAAAGCAACUACUUGAAGAGAAAUCUCAACAGAGAGUCAACGUUUUUUUGUAGAUCUUACAGUGUUUUUUUAAGGAAAUAAUGCAGGACAGAGGCACACUUAUUAGCCCUUUCCUCAGACCGCGGUGUCUGGCGGCAGCUGCGCCGGCGGGGAAAGCGAAAUUAACUCACCCGGGGAAAGCGAUUCUGGCAGGUGGAAUUGCAGGUGGCAUUGAAAUCUGCAUCACCUUCCCCACAGAGUACGUCAAGACCCAGUUACAGCUGGAUGAGAAGGCCAAUCCUCCCAAAUACAGAGGAAUAGGUGACUGUGUGAAACAGACGGUGAAUGGUCAUGGUGUUAAAGGACUGUACAGAGGACUCAGCUCACUGCUAUAUGGAUCCAUACCCAAAUCUGCUGUCAGGUUUGGGGUGUUUGAGUUCCUCAGCAACCGUGCAAGAGAUGAGUCCGGUCGACUCGACAGCACCAGAGGCCUGCUGUGUGGGCUCGGAGCCGGAGUCAUGGAGGCUGUGUUGGUGGUUUGUCCCAUGGAAACCAUCAAGGUUAAAUUCAUUCAUGACCAGACUUCAGCCAACCCCAAAUACAAGGGCUUCUUCCAAGGGGUCAGAGAAAUCGUCAGGUCUCAAGGAUUAAGAGGGACAUACCAGGGUCUCACUGCCACCGUCCUCAAACAAGGCUCCAACCAGGCCAUCCGUUUCUUUGUGAUGACCUCUCUAAAGAACUGGUACAAAGGUGAUGACCCCAGUAAAACCAUUAACCCUCUUUUGACUGGAUUGUUUGGUGCAAUAGCUGGGGCAGCCAGUGUCUUUGGAAACACCCCACUAGAUGUCAUCAAGACCAGGAUGCAGGGUCUGGAAGCACACAAAUAUAAAAACACACUGGACUGUGCUGUAAAGAUCCUGAGAUAUGAGGGCUUGGCAGCAUUCUACAAAGGGACAGUUCCUCGGCUGGGCCGCGUGUGUCUGGAUGUGGCUAUAGUUUUCAUCAUCUAUGAGGAGGUGGUGAAGGUCCUGAAUAAGGUCUGGAAGACAGACUGAGUCACUGGACUCACACAGAGGGCGGCUUCUUGCUUCCCAGGCAUCAGACACAGAUCUGAGUUUCACAGACCUCCUCUGCAUCAUAAAACCAGCCGCUGAGGUGGUGAGACAGAGAGCUGAACUUAGAUCAGUGUCAUAUGCUAACCAGGAAGUUAAGGAGCUCAUACAAAGGGGCUACAGAGAAGAAACAAAGCCCCACAAUAGGCUCGGUGUUGCCCACAUCUGGUCAGCUAGAGUGUUUGCAGAGCUUUGCAGCUCAGUCCCAAGACAAGGCCAAGGGUUAGUUUCACAAAGUGGGAUUAUAAAGUUAGCUAAAAAACUAUGAAAAAUGAUGCUUCAUCUUAGAGAUACAUAAUUUCUAAAUGUAAGACUGAAUCUGAAUAUUAAGGUCACCAACGUAAUUCCUUUAAACAACAUUUUUUCAGAAAUGUUUUUUCAAGCUAUCUAGUUCACUUUCUUGUAAACCUGCUUUGUCAAACACCCUCCUUCAGUGAAGAACAUAAUUUCUAGUCAUUCACAGCUGUUUUACUGAUGUUUACUGUGAGUAUGCGCGUGUUGUACUUGAUUUUCUUGAGUUACUGUUGCUCUCUGUCUCCUUGUCCCUGUUAUGGUUUUAAAUCCAGAGGAACCAGACUGCAGCUGGUUGCAGUUUACAGUCACAUAAACUGCUGUAAAUUCCAUAACUAAGCCUUUAAAAGAAUAAUUUUACAUUUGUAACAUGCCAAUUAUUUUUAUACAGCGUGGAUUCUUAUUAAGUUUAAUACCAGCAUUAUAGUUUAAAUGAGAAAAGUUGGAAAUUAUGAUAUAUUUUAUUCCUGUGCCAAAUGACAAACCUGUUAUACAUUGAAUGUGUGUUCAGAAUAAGAACAUGCAAUACCAAAAAUAAUCCUAACAAGAAAAGAGCAAAUACUAUGACUUAUGUUGUACUUUAUAUAUGUAUUUAUUGAAAGUUGAAUGUUAAAUAUCCAGUUGGUUGAUAUAAUUUGCUGUAAACGUGUGCCACUUGUUAUUUAUGUGGUCAGGUCAGGUUGUAAAGGUGUUUUCAAGAUGUGAGGAAAAUAAUUUAUUGCUGUAUUUAACUGUGAGACACAAAGUAACCUCAGAGCUAAUUGUCCCCUUCAGUAGAAGCACCAAUAUUCAUCAGGUCAUAUCUGACUGUAACAACACCAGAUUCCUACCACUCAAUGGUUAUUUGUUUUCUGCUUAUGUUAAAGCAGGUUUCAUAUGUCCCCCACAUCAAUGGUUCCCAGCCCGAGGGUAGGGAUUCCUUCAACAGGUCACAAGAUUAAUUGAAAAGGAAAGAAGAGAAAUAUUCUUCUGCUAUACACAUUUAUGUUCAUUUUUACAGGAAACCCCUCUUUAGUGGAACUUCUCUCAAUUCAUAGACACUUGCAAUGAUGGGUUGCAAACAGGCACUGCUUCAUUCAUUGUAAAGGUGCCAGAUUUGGGAAUUACAAUCUGUAGUCUGUUUCCAGUGCCAUUCAAUUUUUGUGUUGCAUUCAGGGUUUGUUUUUACCUCUCACUCAUGUGCCUUUUGCUGUUGUGUUUGUUGGUAAAUGCUAUUUGAGAAACCUAAUCUAUACAUUACUGACCUAUUAAACUGUUAAAAUGAGGUAUCGGCAAUUUGAGAUAUCUGUUGUGCAGUAAUAUUAUUUUUAUAAUAAGUGAUUACAGGAACUACAUUGCCCUUUGUGUCAUAGAUUAUGAAAAGUCAGUCUGUCUGUAUUAUUGUAGUAAUUGCAUCAAAAUACUGAUGGAUUGUUUCCAGAUUUUUUAAAUAAUGUUAAUCUUUUUUUGCAUUUUUAUGUUUGACCAAACACAUGGUUUUUGUUCCUUACUGCUGAAUAGCCAAGAGAUAUUGUUAUAGCAAACUAAUGUAUUCCAAGGCUGAGUGUGUCAAUUAUGUGGUUCUUUAUGAAAGAGCUUGUGCAAUAAACACUGUCCCCUCCA
Messenger RNA from Plectropomus leopardus (leopard coralgrouper), 3046 nucleotides. RefSeq names its product tricarboxylate transport protein B, mitochondrial. Gene Ontology annotation, molecular function: citrate secondary active transmembrane transporter activity. NCBI's taxonomy places the organism in Eukaryota, Metazoa, Chordata, Actinopteri, Perciformes, Serranidae. Gene Ontology annotation, cellular component: mitochondrion. Gene Ontology annotation, biological process: mitochondrial citrate transmembrane transport. The record is from RefSeq and is a predicted model, not a curated record.